Schistosoma curassoni is the source of this 1269-nucleotide messenger RNA. The record is from the annotation of a GenBank genome assembly. Lineage: Eukaryota; Metazoa; Platyhelminthes; Trematoda; Strigeidida; Schistosomatidae.
UAGCGCAAAGAAUUGAUUGAACUUAAGGUGUUUUGUUACAACUAUCGUCAUGACAGCCUCCCCUGAGCAAGUGGACAAUUCAUUUCAGAGUAUUCCGGAAUCUGAAACUCAUUUCCGAAGUGGAAACUUAGCACUCUCUCACUUAGAUGAUGUCAUCGAUUCUGUAGUUUCUGAAGCUAUUGAAUACGCGGAUAAGCCACCGGAAGAACGAACGCUCCCCAAACUAAUCCGUAAAGCUCCACCACCCCCACGUGUUCGGCCACCUUUAAAUAUGGGCGAAUUUAAUCAGGGGCGUAAUUUCGCCACACCUAAUGGUCUAAAUCAAAUGCCAUUUCUAACUGGUGGUAAUCAGUUUCAACAAAAACUUAAUGAGCAGUUCCCAACAAUGGUCCCUUUCAAUACUGGUCAAGCUGCUACAGCAGCGGCGGCGGCAGCAGCAGCAGCUCAACAACAAUUACUAAUGCAAUACAAUGGUCAGUACCCGGCUCAACAACCACAGCAACAACAACAACCGCAACAACGUCAACAACAACAGCAACAGUACUCUCAAGCUGCACAUUUCCAAGCUCUACAAAACCAACAAGCCCAAUACCAGGCAGUGAAUGCAGCUGCAUUGGCCCAAAUGCAACAGUUGCAACGUCAACAAAUGCAGCGUCAGCAGCAGCAGCAGCAACAACAACAACAACAAAUGUCUACUCCUAAUCGGCAUAUGUUAUAUUCAGCAUCGGGUUCUCCUCCUAUUAGUCCAGCGGUUGUAUCAAAUUCCCCAGGCUCGCAACAACAACAAGCUUUAGCUUCUGCACAACAGCAGUUACAUCAGCUAUAUGCAGCUGCUCAUCAGUUACCUGGUAUGAUGCAAACGUUCCCUCCGAAUCAAGGACAACAGCAAGCAAGCAUUCAACAAACUAUACAAGCUCAACAACCUCAAGUACAACAACAACAAGUAUGUAAUCAACGCGUUUGGACAAACGCUGAACAACUUCAAGCAGCUCAACAACAACAACAAUUAGCGGUUGCAGCAGCUGCUGCCGCAGCGGCAUUUAAUCCCAACUCAGUACAACAGCAAUAUAUGCAACAACAACAACAGCAACAACCUUCACCCCAACAACAACAGGCGAAUCAAGCAGCUCAACAACGUAUGACAAACGAUUUCCAAACCUAUGCCUAUCAACAUUAAAUUUUGUAAACAGAACAAGAGCAAAAAACCUCUUUUCAGUCAAAAAAAUUAGUCUACGUUUGUAAUGUUCCCUAUUCAUAUAUAUAUAUAUA